UGCCGACAGCAGGCGUUCCCCGGCAGUGAGUGAGUGAGGACUGUGUAUUGCACAAGGCAGCAGUUUCCCAGCAGUGUAGACUCGACACUGUCUAAAGGCAGGAGCUCCCCGGCAGCGAGGACAGUGCACCGUGCAAGAGAGCUCGGAUCGAGCGGACCCCGGCGUUAGUUACCAUGCCUGGACCUGCUGCAAGUGCAACAAAUGUCGGUGCCUCCAGCCGAUCGCCCAGUAAAGCUGUGGCUCCCCGGGCUGCUGGUAGUGGAUCCACCGUGAGACAGAGGAAAGCUACCAGCAGUGCAGUGAGCCGUACUGGUCGAACCACCUCAGCAGGUACUGGUGGAAUGUGGCGGUUCUAUACAGAGGAUUCUCCUGGGCUUAAAGUUGGGCCUGUUCCAGUGCUUGUUAUGAGUCUACUGUUCAUCGCUUCAGUAUUCAUGCUGCACAUCUGGGGCAAGUACACACGCUCAUAGACCAGACUUCAAGCUUCAACACUAUAUUCAGUCAUCCUGGACCAAAUGCCAAUUUUAUAUGAGAACUUAUUUCUGACACAUUACAUCCUGCUUUCUACUUGUGUAAAUCGAAGUGAGGAUCUUGCAAAGAAUGGGUGCGGUAUCUCAGUCCUUGUCUUAAUUUCCAUGAGGAGAUGCUGCCAUUUUGUUGGAUUUCUGAAGUCUUUGUUGAAUGUUCCUUUCUGACCUUUGUUUUACAUUUUUGUCAAGCAGCUCACUGAUGUUCUCCAUUAAAAAAUAUAUAUAUA
Messenger RNA from Leucoraja erinaceus (little skate), 757 nucleotides. It is a transcript of the gene sec61b, whose product is annotated as SEC61 translocon subunit beta. Gene Ontology annotation, cellular component: Sec61 translocon complex. The coding region runs from base 174 to 470 and encodes 98 amino acids. Gene Ontology annotation, biological process: intracellular protein transport. The record is from RefSeq and is a predicted model, not a curated record. NCBI's taxonomy places the organism in Eukaryota, Metazoa, Chordata, Chondrichthyes, Rajiformes, Rajidae. The transcript is spliced from 4 exons.